Juglans microcarpa x Juglans regia is the source of this 796-nucleotide messenger RNA. RefSeq names its product mediator of RNA polymerase II transcription subunit 21. Gene Ontology annotation, molecular function: transcription coregulator activity. Lineage: Eukaryota; Viridiplantae; Streptophyta; Magnoliopsida; Fagales; Juglandaceae. Gene Ontology annotation, cellular component: mediator complex. Gene Ontology annotation, biological process: regulation of transcription by RNA polymerase II. The coding region runs from base 145 to 567 and encodes 140 amino acids. The transcript has 5 exons. The record is from RefSeq and is a predicted model, not a curated record.
GCCGACGUUCUAUUGGCAAGAUAAAAUAAUACUCUUCCUCUUGGAGCUCCAUCGUCAUCGUCUCCCAGAAGUCAGAUCGUGGACCAAUUUGUCUGCAAACAAGAUGUGAUUAGGGAUUGUGAAGCUUUGUCUUGCGGAAAAAAGAUGGACAUAAUCUCCCAAUUGCAAGAUCAAGUCAACACGGUCGCAGCUCUAGCCUUCAACACUUUCGGUGCACUCCAAAGGGACGCUCCCCCUGUCCGACUCUCUCCCAAUUACCCUGAACCACCACCUAAUCCCACCGACGAUGCGGCCGAAGCUCCCAACACCUCUGAACAACCCAAGCUCCUCGGCGCCGGUCUUGUCAAGGCCGCUAAACAGUUUGAUGCGCUGGUUGCAGCACUUCCAUUGUCCGACGGAGGUGAAGAAGCUCAACUGAAAAGGAUCGCGGAGCUCCAGGCUGAAAACGAUGCUGUCGGCCAGGAACUUCAGAGACAACUCGAAGCUGCAGAGAAGGAGUUAAAACAGGUCCAAGAAUUGUUCGGUCAAGCGACAGAUAAUUGCUUGAACUUGAAGAAACCAGAUUGAAGAAAAGUGAAACGCAUUGUCUUUUAAUCAUGCAAAAAUAUUAUUAGGGGAUGAUUUCAGCUUUCAAAAGUUAGUUGGUGUGUAGUGGAGGUUGUUGACGCAAAGCCUUCUAAUUUAGUGCCUUCAAUUUCACUGUCUUAAGUUUCAAACUCCAGAAAGAUGGUAAAGACAAUUUGCCUGUUUGGCAUUUUUUCCCCUCCAUAUAUAAGUACUUAUAUUUGGCAUGUUA